Trypanosoma brucei brucei TREU927 is the source of this 624-nucleotide messenger RNA. RefSeq names its product mitochondrial inner membrane signal peptidase, putative. The coding region runs from base 1 to 624 and encodes 207 amino acids. Lineage: Eukaryota; Euglenozoa; Kinetoplastea; Trypanosomatida; Trypanosomatidae. Gene Ontology annotation, molecular function: serine-type endopeptidase activity. The transcript has a single exon. The record is from RefSeq and is a predicted model, not a curated record. Gene Ontology annotation, cellular component: mitochondrial inner membrane peptidase complex.
AUGGUGAUGCGUUGGGGAUUUUUUUCGGUGAAUCGAAACCUACCAUGUAUAUUUCUUGGGGCGUUUAUCGGAUAUAACGUUGACGUCUGCUGCUCAGUAAAGGGCAGGUCAAUGUAUCCAACACUAAUACCCGGUGAUUACGUGUUGUUCAUUCCAUCUUUUGUGCAUUUACUUGCAAGGGAACUGACGAAGAUGCAGUUGGUGCGGGAGGGAGAUAUUGUUGUUAUGCAAAUUUCACCGGAGUUAAGAGUUUGCAAACGGGUCGUUCGAACCACCAGCGAUGCUUCGGUCGUGCAGUACUGGAACAACUUACAGUUCACGGUACCGGCGCUGGUGCUGGGGGGUGAGCCUUCGGAAAACUCAGGAGGAGAGGAAGAAACUGGCGCACAUAGUGACAACAGUUCUAGGUCACACGAAUGGGACACAUGCCUCGAACGUGCUGGAAACAAGUCAGCGCUUUGGCUCUGGCUCGAGGGUGAUAAUCCUCUAGAGAGUUUUGACUCACGUCAUACCGGCGCCAUGCCCGUUGAAUGUCUCCGUGGCCGUGUGCUGUUGAAAAUAUGGCCCUCCCUUACACGUCUUCCUUCAACUGCUCCGAAAGGGGGAGCGGGUGAGGGACCAUAA